Molecule: messenger RNA, 1125 nt
Organism: Symsagittifera roscoffensis
Lineage: Eukaryota; Metazoa; Xenacoelomorpha; Acoela; Convolutidae
Product: hornerin-like
Exons: 1
Coding region: 1-1125 (374 amino acids)
Source: RefSeq, a predicted model, not a curated record
AUGGUCGAUCGAAGAGAACCACAAGGCUAUGAAAGCUAUUAUCAGUUCCAAACAUACGCCCCUGUCGAUGCACCUCUCCUGGGCGCCAAAGAAUCCAAGGGAUCAAAAUCUUCUAAGUCUCGAUACCAGAAAUUCGAUAAUCCCACUGAUGAUUCAAUCCAGACACCUAGACAAGGAGCUGGUGAUGAUGCUAUGGAUAUGGGCUACGCUGGCUCUGCAACUCAGGCUCAAGGGAGCCAAUCUGCUACUGGAUCUGGGACGCCAGGAGCAGGACCGGCAGCUCAGCAUCAAGCAACGACAUCUGGCUCCCGGGUUAUAGGAGGCACUAUGCCAUCUUACGGGACCUCAGGAUCUCAGACCGCUACCGGUGGUCAUCGCCGACCAUCCGGUUAUGGGUCUCAGACAGGUACCGGCUCCCAACAGCGACCAUCCGGUUCUGGAUCUCAGACCGCUACUGGUUCUCAAUACCAGCCAUCUGGUUCUGGAUCUCAGACUGCUACCGGUUCUCAAUACCGACCAUCCGGUUCUGGAUCUCAACCGACCAGACCUCAGGAAUGGACUACAGGAGCAAGUUCAUGGAAUUACGCCCCUAAAGUUUCCUCUUACCAACGAACCGUUUCAGAAGUAACGAAAGUUCAAACUUCAAGGCCAGUCGAGCUAUCCACACCCAAUGACGGGAAUCCAAGGAGUCAUUUAGGAGCUCCGGUUGGAGCAAUUGAAUCUCCGUCUGGGUCAGCAUCUGUAGGAUCCCAGACUAGACGCACAAGUCGAAGUUCUUUUGCCCCGCAACAUGCAAGCUCCCAACCUCCGGACGCCGCAAAAUCUAUGCAUUCCGCCUUUGGCGGAUUGGCUCUGGAUAACAAUAGCGGUGGAAACCAGGAACACAUGAGGCAAAAAUCAUCAGCGGUGCUACCAGGUGGUGUUCCGCAGGGAAACCCGGUUAAUCCCUUCGGUGGAUCGCCAGGAAACAGUUCUGGAACUUCAGGUCAAACGAGUGGUUGGGCCAACUUCAGUGGCCAGCCAUUUAAUUCGGCACCGCCUCCGGCUCCGACUUCGGGGGCGUUAUCAGCUGCGGGCCCAUCAGCACCGACUGGCAUUUCGAUAGCGUCGAUAAGGAAUGAUUGA